AUGGGAGAGGAUGAAUCGGAGGGUGGGAGGGUGGAUGGGAUGGGAGGGUGGAUGGGAUGGGUGGGUGGAUGGGAUGGGUGGGUGGAUGGGAUGGGUGGGUGGAUGGGAUGGGUGAGUGGAUGGGAUGGGUGGGUGGAUGGGAUGGGUGGGUGGAUGGGAUGGGUGGGUGGAUGGGAUGGGUGGGUGGAUGGGAUGGGUGGGUGGAUGGGAUGGGUGGGUGGAUGGGAUGGGUGGGUGGAUGGGAUGGGUGGGUGGAUGGGAUGGGUGGGUGGAUGGGAUGGGUGGGUGGAUGGGAUGGGUGGGUGGAUGGGAUGGGUGGGUGGAUGGGAUGGGUGGGUGGAUGGGUUGGGUGGGUGGAUGGGAUGGGUGGGUGGAUGGGUUGGGUGGGUGAAUGGGAUGGGUGGGUGGAUGGGUUGGGUGGGUGAAUGGGAUGGCGAGCGAUUGGACGAGGUGGGAGCGGAUGGUGCCCAGGUCCAUGGGGUGGCUGAUGAUAUCAUGGUAGUCGGGCAGACCUAA
Messenger RNA from Closterium sp. NIES-65, 516 nucleotides. NCBI's taxonomy places the organism in Eukaryota, Viridiplantae, Streptophyta, Zygnematophyceae, Desmidiales, Closteriaceae. The record is from the annotation of a GenBank genome assembly.